ACAAAAAACCCUGUUUUCUUAAGUCAAUGAUUUACCUUUAGCUGGCUUUCUGAAUUCUUAAUAAUCAACUUGAGGAACACUUGUCAUAAAUUGCUUAACCACGUGGCACAUCUCUUAUCAGAAAUGAAGGGCAUGGUACAUUUUCAGAAUGUCGACACUCCUUUUAAACAUAAAUAAAACAUCUCUUAUAGUAUUUUUAUUACAUUUUUCUCUAAAGAGAUAUUGAAAUUAAAAUUUUAAUCAUGGAUAGUCUGCUUGCUUUUCCAACCCAGUGCCUUUAGCUGCUGGAGAAGACAGAGCUUUCGAAUUGGGGUCAGGAGAUAAUGGUCCAGAAUAGAUUUUGCCUCUUGGCAUAAUUAUUUCAGCCAGUACUUGAGUCUCUCUGAACAUUAAUGUCCCUUUCCCUUAAAAGAAUUUCUUCAGUGCGCCAUCCAAGUAUAAUUAACCAUGUUUAUAAGCUCUUUUUGAACUUCUUGGAGUUUGGUGGUUGAUAAAUAUUUGUUCUUUUAUUCCUUAGUCUUUGAGAGUUCAGGCCCUUGGCCAAGGGGAUUCAGUACUAGGGGUAUAAAUUUCUUGGUAAAAAUACUACCCAAAGCAAGCGAAGUGUGCCUUAACAGAACUCACCACAGAUGUCCUCGUGUGUCCCCUUCGGCCGGUGGAGCGUUUCCGAGACCUGCAUCCCAAUGAGGUGGCGGAUUUGUUUCAGGUGACCCAGAGGGUCGGGAUGGUGGUGGAGAAGCAUUUCCAGGGGACUUCUCUCACAUUUUCCAUUCAGGAUGGGCCUGAAGCUGGACAGACUGUGAAGCAUGUUCAUGUCCACGUUCUUCCGAGGAAGGCUGGAGACUUUCAAAGGAAUGACAGCAUCUAUGAUGAGCUCCAGAAACAUGACAAAGAAGAGGAGGACGCCCCAACCUUGUGGAGGUCUGAGGAGGAAAUGGCAGCAGAAGCCGCAACCCUGCGGGCCUACUUUCAGUGACUGUGCAGGCACGAAAGUAACUUGAACAAAUCCCAAGGCAUAAGGAAAUGGGCCUCAUUCUCUAGGACGACUCUGCAGCAUUGGAAAUGAAGCUAAGCAGACUUUAUUACAUCCUACAAUUCUGCAACCUUUUGCGAAGCAUUUUAUUACACUUGUGGAAGCCAUCGGGGUUACGUUUCAAUCACGAUGACUGACAGGCUAACUUCAAAAUAACAGCAUCGACAGCCCUUCCACACUUCCUGAGCUAUGUACUUAGAAUAGCACCUUUUCUAAAUUGUCCCUUGGCCUGGAUGGAAAUAAAACAGUAGUUAAAAUAUU
This is a messenger RNA of Lontra canadensis (Northern American river otter), 1294 nucleotides long. RefSeq names its product fragile histidine triad diadenosine triphosphatase (gene FHIT). Gene Ontology annotation, cellular component: cytoplasm; plasma membrane; nucleus. The record is from RefSeq and is a predicted model, not a curated record. The transcript has 5 exons. Gene Ontology annotation, molecular function: bis(5'-adenosyl)-triphosphatase activity; ubiquitin protein ligase binding. NCBI's taxonomy places the organism in Eukaryota, Metazoa, Chordata, Mammalia, Carnivora, Mustelidae. The coding region runs from base 725 to 976 and encodes 83 amino acids. Gene Ontology annotation, biological process: negative regulation of proteasomal ubiquitin-dependent protein catabolic process; diadenosine triphosphate catabolic process; purine nucleotide metabolic process.